AUGCACAGCCAGGUUUAUCAUCUUCGAAGCCUACCGGCAUUACAGGAGAAUCAAAAGUCAUCGCCACUAUCUAGUGGGAAACUUGGUAACGUUAGGAAUGCAAAAAUCUCUACUAGAUAUUUGAGUAGAAGACUAAGAGCACUCUUGCCACUUUUGCUCCUAAUACUAUGUUUUUACAAGAGUUUUAGAAUAUACCUAACAGCUGAGAUAGAUCCAACAUUAUUAGAGUACAAUGCAUUGGUUCAACAAAACCAAUCUUUGUUUAAUCCAAAGGAUAUAGCUUUGGAUGUGUACAACUACUUGAUAGAGCAACAACAGCUUCAGCUUCAGCUUCAACUACUGCUACAGCUACUGCUGUUGCAACAACAACAAAAACAGCAAGUUUCAGAUUCCACUUUGAAAAUAGGUACCGACAAAGGUAUAUACUUUCACUGGGAUGACUGGGUGGAUUUAGAUAUAGCAAAACAAUACUUGACACUCGCAAGAUCUGAUCUGUCUUUAGAAACCCAAUGCGAUGCAUCUUUAAUUAAAUAUGGAAAAGUAAGUGGUCACUGGUUGGAAAGCUAUAACACCAAAAUCAAUAGAGGUGCAGUCAACUUGUAUUGCCUAAAAGAAAUACCUGAAAAAGUUAUAGUAACUACCGACAAAUGGUUGAUAGAAAUACCGGUUAUCGCAAAAAGAAGAUUUGGUACUCUAAAGAGCAAUCAGGUCCAAUCAAACCAAUUAAUUACCAAGCUCAAUCAGAUCAAUACAACAAGCUUACCCCAAUUCAGAUCUAGAUCUACCACCCAUUUACAAAAAAAAAUUAUGAUUGAACCAGAAGAGUUUAUCUUUAAACCAGAUGUCGAAAUCUUUGCUUUACAAGAAAAACUCAAUAACCAAACAAUCUCCAAGAAAGAACUCGAGUAUCUUGAAUUCCUAGAAUAUUCAAAUAACCACCUUGUAGAUUAUACAGAUAGAUACUUUAAGUACCCUUGGAUAUAUAGCGAUAUUAUUCAAGGUAAUGCCCACCACAUGGCUUACCCAUUUUUCAAGAGAUAUAUCAGCGACCGGGAGAGACAAAGUGUGUUGCAUCACAUGGUUCGUGCUUGGUUUCAAUUUGCCGAAACUAAUGGAUUUGCAAGCUGGAUCAACUAUGGAAGUUUAUUAGGCUGGUCUUUUAAUGGCGUAAAUAUGCCAUGGGAUACAGAUAUUGAUGUACAAAUGCCCAUUGCUCAAUUAGAUAAGUUGGGAAGGGAAUUUAACAAAACUCUAGUCAUGGAGAAUCCAAAAUAUGGCAAUGCAAGAUAUUGGUUGGAGAUUUCUCCUACAUAUAUUAGACAAGGUAACGGGAAAAAUCAUAUUGAUGCUAGAUUCAUUGAUAUCCAUACUGGAUUAUACAUUGAUAUUACUGCAUUAUCGCAUACUGAAGUACCACCACCUGCUAAACAUAACAUGCCUGAUAAUUUGUCAACAAUGUUGGUUCAUUGUAAAAAUUGGAAUUGGCAUACUUUAGACGAAUUGUUACCUAUAAGACAUACAUAUUUUGAAGGAGCAUCAGUAUAUAUACCAAACAAAGUGAACCAACUCUUAACAAACAAAUAUGGCAAGGGAGCAUUAACUGACUAUAAUGUCUACAAUCAUAAUUACCAACCAGAUAUCUCCAUGUGGGUCAGUGAUCGUAUUUGUAAAGAAGCGCCGAAGGAGGAAGUUUCAAGGUUCAAUAGGUGGCAGGGGUUGACCAGAGCAGGUGCUUGUAACUCACCAAAAUUACAAGACGAGUACAAAAUAAUUAGACAAAGUAUUCGAAGGCACUAUGACUUGAAUCAAGAUUUGGACUCUUCGAUAUAUUACGAUAUCGAACAGUUGGAAGACUUGCCUAUAUCGAGAAAGGAUUCUUGGGAUUACUACAAUGAUAUCAACCAAGGCUUAGUUCAUGAUGACGAUUGGUUUGUUGAAAAAACAAUCUAA
Lodderomyces oxycetoniae is the source of this 1950-nucleotide messenger RNA. RefSeq lists its product as uncharacterized. The transcript has a single exon. Lineage: Eukaryota; Fungi; Ascomycota; Pichiomycetes; Serinales; Debaryomycetaceae. Bases 1 to 1950 code for a protein of 649 amino acids. The record is from RefSeq and is a predicted model, not a curated record.